ACGUCCGGUUGUGAUACAGCCUGGAAUCAAACCAGGCUCUAGCACUGAGAAGCAGUGCCUUAGACCACUGUGCCACUCAGGAGCCCUAAGCAUUGGACUCCCGAGUUGACUAAGCAUUGAACUAAGGGCUAAUUAUCUGUGAGUUUUUUUGCAACGCAGGUACACUUGCUAGAUGUGUCAGCACCACCAUGUCAUCCAUUUAAGUCAUCCCUCCAAAGCAGGACUCACCCACAACUUCAACAACACUGUGUCAACAUACUGUGUCAGUGCCAGCCCAAGUAACAACUGGGUCAUUCAACACAUUUUUCCAGAACAUAAUAUAUGAACAUGUAAAUCAAUGUUGAUUGUUAGGCCUACAGAUAAUAAAAGACUACUGGAUUCUAUAGUAUGAAGAUGUAAGUAACUUGAUGUUUGUCUAGCCUAGUUUACUGUAGGCCAUGUAUUAUGUUUGGAACUUUCCUUCAUUAUUAUGUUUGGAACUUUCCUUCAUAAUAUACUGACCUAUUCACCUAUUUUACUUUAGCCUAUCAUAAACAUAAGCAGUUUUCACUAAAACUACACUACACAUACACCUACAUGGUCUACUGUAAAAGAAAAGGGCAACCUUCAAUUGUCCUCAAUUGUUUGCACAUCACUCAAACUUUUGAACCACUUUAGACUAGCCUACACUACACCUACUGAGAUGUAGACAGUGCCGUAUAGGCUAUACUGCCGGCAGCAGGUGGAUAACUACUUAUCAUUCUAUCAGCUGUGCCUUCUUUGAUUGGGGAAAUAAAAAUCAAAAUUGGUUAUCAAUGCAAAAAGGAUGUUGUCGUGCUGCUGUUCCAAUUCGAAGUGUUCCUGGGAACAGAUAAGUUCCCGGAGUCGCAGUGAAACCGCCAACGGCGACGUGAAUCAUUUGGUCGAGGAAGCGGACCAAAGCGAAAUUGUGGCGGACCUAACCAGGAUGGACAUUGCACUUUUGACGGAACAGUACAACUUGACUAAAGAGAAACAAAAGCGUCAGACCCUGGUGGUUUUAUUCAGACAAGUUUCAACUGAUGAUGCAGCAGAAAUCAGUGGGCAAGCCCUGGUCAAUGUAGUCCCAGUCAACCAGGAGAUGAAGAGCAAACACGAGAGGAAGAGGUCGGUCUCAGAGUCUGAGAAUGACUUUGUUGGGGACCUGGAGAGAGCCCCAUGGCGCAAACCCUUGGGCAUCCACCGACAGGCCAACGUCAUUAUAACACCACAUACAAACCCCACAAUCACGGGCAGUAAAUCAAGUUUUACUUCGCUGUCUGAAGACUUUCCUGAGACGUCCAGUGAGAAGGAGUUGGGGGAUUCUAUUUCUACCCAUCCUGUAGAGUUGAGUACCAGUAACAGCAGUUCAGGCUCCCGGAAGUUCUCAGCCCCAGCCAUUUUGUCCAGACAACUGAGUUUUGGGGGGCAGCGGCCGCCUCUUCUCUCCUCUUGCCCCCAUCACCACUACCCCUUCCCCCAAAGAAAAGGGCCCAAGAAGUCGGAAGCUGCUAGGAGACUUGGGAUGUACUCAUCAUUCUGAUCAGAUUAUAGGAGAGGGAAAGAGUCCGUUACAGUCUAUAGUGCAAUAGAGAAUGUUUUCUAUGUUUCUGCAGAAUUAAACUAAUCUUGUUGUUGCUAUAAAGGACAUUUGGUAUGCAGCCAUGCAAAUAAUAUAAUGUAAGAUGUCGUGCCUUGCCCUAUAUAGGAUCAUAUGUUAACGUUCGGGUUUCAUCCCAGCUGAGAAGGGGAUCCAUCUCCACCCAUUGAGUGAAAUACUCAAUGUCUUGAAACGUUAUUUUUCCCAGAGAGCAAACGAUUAGGCCUACAGACAAUGGUGCGAUGUUUGGUUUUUAAUUACAGCAUUCAUCCCAGGAAAAUAUUCAAGAGACCAUUUACAGACCAUUGUUAGGGUAAUAACAGGUGGAAUAAAAUAUAACUAAACAUUUAAAUGUUUUAGUUACAUUAUCCCAAUGAGUUACACCAUAACGCAGGCAUUAUUUUUAUUACUACAAACCCUUUUUAAACAGUGUGUGUUUGAGCUACAUGGGUUGUGCCAUUGGAUUUGUCUAUUUAUUCUGUAUCUGUACAUACCAACCAUUAGUCUGUGUGAUUAACGGGGGCUGAGAGUGGUGUUUGUGAGACAAGGGCAGAUCCUGAAGGGGCCCGGGUCUUUUUUACAAAAAUGUCUGUAAAGUCCGUAUGGUUUGAACUACACACUUAAAAGCCAUUAUGAAAAACUGAGACUCUCACGAACAUGCACAUGUUUUGCUCAAGAGUCAUUAGAAGGUAAAGGGGUUCUUGUACAUAGAAAAUCAAAGGAAAUCCCAUGACAUAGUGUCUGUAAUAAGCUCACAGUUUCUGUCCCAAACACCAGACUAGUUGGAUAUUCAUUUCCCAGUGAGGAAACAAUUUCUAUAGUUACAACAUUUACAUAAAUUAAUUUAGUCAGGUUUUUGCUUCGGCUGAGCUUCUUUUUUGUUUGUUGACAUUUGUCAAUUAAACUCAUGAAUACAACUGUUUAUGUCAAAUUAACUUGUGUUCUACCUGUAGCCCUGGUUGUCCUGAAAGGAAAAUGGUAAAACACUUAAUUGUGAGGUUAAAUAUAAGGGCUGGACAUGCAGAUAAAUAAAAGUCAGAUUAAUGAAAAGACUAUUUUUACUGGUGUCUCGGGACUGAUAGGGUUCAAUUAAAAACACAGGAGGUUGGUGGCACCUUAAUUGGGGAGGAAGAUCUUGUGGUAAAGGCUGGAGCGGAAUACAUGGAAUGAUAACAAAGACAUGACACACACGGGUACCAUGUGUUUGAUGCCAUGUCAUUUGCUUCUUUCCAGCCAUUCUUAUGAGCCGUCGUCCCCUCAGCAGCCUCCACUGGAAAUAAUGACAGGCUGUUGCCACUGAACAAAUAUGUGACUUGAAAAUGACUGAUUAUUCUCUGGUGUGCAUUUUAUUGUCAUACAAUAAGAUGAAUCCCAGCAAUACAGAUGGAAUGUGAAGACAUGAUGCAUUAAUUAAAUAUAGUAGCCUGUAUACAGUACUACCAAAUACAUAAUGAACAUUUUAAAAUCACAUCACAACUGUUUGUAUGAGUCAUUUUAAAAGGUAGGCCCUACCAUGAUUUUGAUGUUCUUCCCUCUAUUAGACGGUGUGUUGUCACGUGUCAGUCUCUGCACGUGUUGUAAACUCAGUGUUGUCAGCUUCAUAGUCUCAGGACCGAGCCCAUCUCCUAAUCUGACCCCAAACAUUUAGAUGAAGGUUGUGUGCACAAUUUAUUAUGCAUUGUCAUUGGAGCAUUGUUAUUGCAGAGUUGAAAAGCCUACUGAAGAUUUUAGUAUAUUGUCAAUACAAGGAUUGCAAAUCUGGGCUGAAACAAGGCACAUGAUUAGGCUACAGACAAUGGUGCACUUUUGUUUUUAAUUACAGCAUUCAUCCCAGGAAAAUAUGCAAGAGUCCACUUACAAAUUGUUAGGGUAUUAACAGGUAGAAUAAAACAUAACGAAACAUUGUAUUAGCUACAUUAACCCAAUGAGUCCCACCGUAACGCAGGCACGUUUUGGACUUCUAUCCCCUUUUAAACAUUUUGUGUUGGAGCUACAUGGGUUGUGCCGGGCACCGAAGACGUGGAUGACGAUUUAAGGCAGCCCCCCGCACCGGGUAAAAUGCAGAAGACACAUUUCAGUUGAAGGCAUUCAGUUGUACAGCUGACUAGGCAUCCCCUUUUCCCUUUGGAUUUGUCGAUUUCUUCUGUAUCUGCACAUACCAACUGCUAGUAUGUAUGAUUAACAGGGGCUGAGCUAGAGUGGUGUCUGAGAGACAAGGGCGGGUCCCGAAGGGGCAGGGUCUUUUUUACAAAGACGUCUGUAGAGUCCGUAUGGUUUGAGCUACACACUUAAAAGCCAUCUAUGAAAAACAGACUCUCACAAACAAGCACAUGUUUUGCUCAAAAGUCGUUAGAAGGGGUUCUACAUAGAAGAUCAUAGGAAAUCCCAGGACGUAAUGUCUAUAAUACUGUAAUAAGCUCAGUUUGUCACAAAUGCCAAACAGUUGUCACUGACUAGUUGGAUAUUAAUUUCCCAGUGUGCAAACGAUUUCUGUACUUACAGCAUUUAUAUACACUACCGUUCAAAAGUUUGGGGUCACUUAGAAAUGUCCUUGUUUUUUGAA
Molecule: messenger RNA, 4160 nt
Organism: Oncorhynchus mykiss (rainbow trout)
Lineage: Eukaryota; Metazoa; Chordata; Actinopteri; Salmoniformes; Salmonidae
Source: RefSeq, a predicted model, not a curated record